AUGAGCACGGGGGCAUGCAUGCCAACGAGGAGACAUGGCGAGGGGGCACUUAAAGAGGCCGGAAUCCAGGUGGUGUCUCAUAAAACCUAUACCAGGACUGCCAUCUCCCAUACAUUCACAGAUCAAACCAGCGCGGCCCCUAGCUCUACUGUCGACAAGCCUAUUGUCCCAACAGCCCACACCCCUUUCUUAUCAGUGAAGAUGCCAUCCGACAAGCUAGUCGAUAACACGACCUCGAUUCUAGUCAACAUCAAACGGCUGGAUGACAAUGACCCGGGCUUGGAGCAAAAGGCAAUCCGCCAGGAAAUAGUCCAGGCCGCGAGGGCCAUCAUCAAUGAGGUUUCUGAUCCAGUUGACUACCUCAAGUCGGAGUGGGUCAAUAUGGCGGAUAUGGCUUCGUGGAACGUCUUCAUGGAUUGGAAAGCGUUUGACAAGAUCCCUCUCACGGGAAGCAUCUCCCUGAAGGAUCUGGCAGAGAGUGUCGGCGCAGAGGAGAGUCUCAUCGUCCGAAUCGCCUCCCUACUGGUCGCGACGGGCAAGCUCACGCAGCCCAAGCCCGGCCACGUCGGCCACGGGCGCUUCUCGCCGCUCUACCGCUCCGACAGCAAGGGGUACCCGCAGGCGUGGGUCGCGGGCGCCAUGGGCAUGCGCCCGUACGCGCUGUGGCCCAGCUACUUCGCCGAGUACGGCCGCGGCGAGCCGCAGGGGCGGACGCACACGCCCGCGUCCUUCGCCUGGGGCCGCCCGGAGCUGCCCAUCUGGGACAUCAUCGGCGCCAACCCCGAGCACAAGGCCGUGUUCGGCGCCGCCAUGAAGGCCAUGAGCUUCCUCAGCAACGCCGACGUCGUCGGCGACAAGGCACUGUACAGCCUGGACUGGAUCGCCGAGGAGGCCGCCGAGGGGCCCGCCGUCGCCGCUGCCGGGGAGCAGCCACCGCCGCCGCCGCCGCUGCUGGUGGAUGUGGGGGGCGGGCUGGGGCAGAUGCUCAAAAUGGUACUAACUGCGUUUCCGUCCAUCCCACCUGCGAGGCUCGUCCUUCAGGAUCGCGAGGAGGUCAUCGAGGAGGCCAGACGGAUCGCCGAUCCUGUGCUUCAGGGUGUCGUCCACAUGCCUCAUGACUUUCAUCAGCCGCAGCCUGUCCAGGGCGCGCUCGUCUACGUCCUCCGCCGCGUUCUCAACGACUGGCCCGACAAGACCGUCACCACCAUACUCUCGCACCUGGCCAAGGCGCUGCCGGACGACACGAGCGCCAGGGUGCUGAUCGUCGAGCCCAAGAAGAUCAGCCCGCCAAAGGCGCUCAACGCCAUCGUGGACCUGGUCAUGCUCAAUAUCGGCGGGAAGCUGCGGGACAGGGAGUCGCUUGACCCGCUGGUGACCGCGGCUGGGAUGAAGAUUGUUGGUUACUAUGAGGACGAGGAGUCUCAUGCUGUCGAGUGCGCAAAGGCCUGAAUUAUAUGAAGUACGCAGAAGGCAAGCAAUAUAUUUACUUGAG
Gaeumannomyces tritici R3-111a-1 is the source of this 1492-nucleotide messenger RNA. RefSeq lists its product as hypothetical. The transcript has 4 exons. NCBI's taxonomy places the organism in Eukaryota, Fungi, Ascomycota, Sordariomycetes, Magnaporthales, Magnaporthaceae. Gene Ontology annotation, molecular function: O-methyltransferase activity. Bases 1 to 1449 code for a protein of 482 amino acids. The record is from RefSeq and is a predicted model, not a curated record.